Molecule: messenger RNA, 2873 nt
Organism: Lolium rigidum
Lineage: Eukaryota; Viridiplantae; Streptophyta; Magnoliopsida; Poales; Poaceae
Product: putative pentatricopeptide repeat-containing protein At5g52630
Exons: 1
Coding region: 1-2637 (878 amino acids)
Biological process (GO): RNA modification
Molecular function (GO): zinc ion binding; RNA binding; protein binding
Source: RefSeq, a predicted model, not a curated record
AUGAGAAGCCCGGAGACCAUCGGCCCGCUCCUCACUCGCUACGCCGCCGCGCAGUCUCUGCUCCCGGGAGCCCACAUCCACGCCAACCUCCUCAAGUCCGGCCUCCUCGCCACCUUCUGCAACCACCUCAUCUCCUUCUACUCCAAGUGCCGCCUCCCCGGCAGCGCCCGCAGGGUGUUCGACGAAAUCCCGAACCCGUGCCACGUCUCCUGGUCCUCGCUCGUCACCGCCUACUCCAACAAUGCCCUUCCCCGGGACGCGCUCGGCACCUUCCGCGCCAUGCGCGCGCGCGGCGUCCGCUGCAACGAGUUCGCGCUCCCCGUCGUGCUCAAGUGCUCGCCGGACGCCGGGCUCGGCGCGCAGGUGCACGCCGUCGCGGUGGCCACUGGGCUCAACGGGGACAUCUUCGUGGCCAACGCGCUCGUCGCCAUGUACGGCGGGUUUGGCCACGUGGACGAGGCGAGGAAGGUGUUCGACGAGGCCGGCAGCCAGCGGAACGCCGUAUCUUGGAACGGCCUGAUGUCGGCUUACGUCAAGAAUGACCGGUGCAGCGAAGCCGUCGAGGUGUUUGGGGAGAUGGUGUGGAGCGGGUUACGGCCGAACGAGUUUGGGUUCUCCUGCGUCGUGAAUGCCUGCACGGGUUCUAGGGAUUUGGAGGAUGGCAAGAAGGUGCAUGCCAUGGCGGUACGGACGGGGUACGACAGGGACGCCUUCACUGCCAAUGCGUUGGUAGACAUGUACUCGAAGCUGGGGGACAUUCAGAUGGCGGCUGUGAUUUUCGGGAAGGUGCCCGAGACGGAUGUCGUCUCGUGGAACGCCUUCAUUUCCGGGUGCGUGCUUCAUGGACAUGAUCAGCAUGCACUGGAGCUGCUGCUGCAGAUGAAGUCUUCAGGGCUGGUGCCUAACGUGUUCACGCUGUCCAGCAUCCUCAAGGCCUGUGCUGGUGCUGGCGCAUUCAAUCUGGGCCGGCAAAUUCAUGGGUUCAUGAUCAAAGCCUGUGCAGAUUCAGAUGACUAUAUCGGUGUUGCUCUUGUGGAUAUGUAUGGAAGGCACGGCCUUUUGGAUGAUGCGAGGAAGGUGUUCAAUUGGUGGAUCCCUCGAAAGGAUUUGCUUUUGUGGAAUGCACUGAUCUCAGGCUUCUCACAUGAAGGAUGCCAUGGCGAGGCGAUGUCUCUCUUUUGCAGGAUGAGAAAGGAAUGUUUUGAGGUCAAUAGGACGACACUUGCUGCUGUUCUCAAAUCAACAGCAAACUUGGAGGCAAUCAGUGACACAAGACAGGUUCAUGCUCUUUCAGAGAAAAUGGGGUUCCUUUCUGACCCUCAUGUCGUCAAUGGUCUUAUUGAUUCAUAUUGGAAGUGUAAUUGCCUCCACUAUGCAAAUAGAGUCUUUGAAGAACACAGUUCUGAUAACAUCAUAGCUUUUACAUCCAUGAUCACAGCACUAGCACAGUGUGGCCACGGUGAGGAUGCAAUGAAGUUGUUCAUGGAGAUGCUAAGAAAGGGUCUAGAGCCAGAUCCUUUCGUGCUAAGUAGCCUCCUGAAUGCUUGUGCGAGCCUAUCGGCAUAUGAGCAAGGGAAGCAGGUGCAUGCUCACUUGAUCAAGAGACAGUUCAUGUCAGAUGUGUUUGCGGGGAAUGCUCUUGUGUACACAUAUGCAAAGUGCGGGAGCAUAGAGGAUGCAGACCUUGCUUUCUCUGGACUGCCAGAGAAGGGAGUCGUCUCAUGGUCUGCAAUGAUUGGAGGGCUAGCACAACAUGGGCAUGGGAAAAGAGCAUUAGAUGUGUUCCGCAGGAUGGUUGAUGACCGCAUUGCUCCAAACCAUAUCACUAUGACUAGUGUUCUCUGUGCUUGUAACCACGCAGGGCUUGUCGAUGAGGCCAAGCGAUACUUCAAUUCGAUGAAGGAGAUGUUUGGAAUUGACAGGACAGAGGAGCAUUAUGCAUGCAUGAUUGAUCUUCUUGGCCGUGCUGGUAAACUAGAUGAUGCAAUGGAUCUUGUCAACAGCAUGCCAUUUGAAGCCAACGGCGCAGUUUGGGGGGCACUACUAGCAGCCUCAAGAGUACACCGAGAUCCAGAACUAGGAAAGCUUGCAGCUGAAAAGCUCUUCAUCCUGGAGCCAGAGAAGUCUGGCACACAUGUGCUGCUUGCAAACACCUAUGCAUCUGCAGGCAUGUGGGAUGAGGUGGCUAAGGUGAGAAAAUUGAUGAAGGACAACAAUGUCAAGAAGGAGCCUGCUAUGAGCUGGGUUGAAUUGAAGGACAAGGUACAUACUUUCAUUGUCAGUGACAAGAGCCACCCAAGGGCACGGGACAUAUAUGCAAAGCUAGAAGAACUGGGAGAUCUGAUGAGCAAAGCUGGAUAUGUUCCGAAUGCAGAUGUUGAUCUGCAUGAUGUAGAGAGGAGCGAAAAGGAGUUUCUUCUUUCUCAUCACAGUGAGAGACUGGCUGUUGCAUUCGCAUUGAUCAGCACUCCAGCUGGUGCACCCAUUAGGGUUAAGAAGAACCUGCGCAUAUGCAGAGAUUGCCAUGUUGCAUUCAAGUUCAUUUCGAAGAUCGUUUCAAGGGAGAUUAUUAUCAGAGACGUCAACCGGUUCCAUCAUUUCAGUGACGGGGCAUGUUCUUGCGGUGAUUACUGGUAAAACGGUUCGACAUACAUGAUUUUUUCUUAUAGCUUGUUAGUGACUGAUGGGUAGAGCAGCUACCUUCAGAUAGGUUUACAACUCAGAAAAUGCGGUAGUCAUUACCCUAGCGUUGUAACAAUAUUAUUUGAGAUAUAAACCCAUGGUUUCUACAACUGCUUCUGCAGCAAGAUGCUUACAACUCAGAAAAUGUGGUAGUCAUUACCCUAGCGUUGUAACAAUAUUAUUUGAGAUAU